AUGACGCCGACGGUUCCCGCAGCCAGAGGUAAAGGCAAAGGCAAUGGCAAGGGUAAAGGUACUACCGCCGCGGGCUCGAAGAAAACUACACUGAAGAAAGCCAAGAAGGCCAACAAAAAAACCUGCGUGGUCGAACUCCGUUUGGUUGACGACGACGCCCCUAAAAUGGACGCCGCCGAGUCCAUGACCCUCCGUAGCAGGGCCUUGGGGCUUUUAAGUGGUUCGGUCAUUGUCAGUACCACCUUCCCAAUCGAGGGAACUUGCUAA
Messenger RNA from Perkinsus marinus ATCC 50983, 267 nucleotides. RefSeq lists its product as hypothetical. NCBI's taxonomy places the organism in Eukaryota, Perkinsozoa, Perkinsida, Perkinsidae. The record is from RefSeq and is a predicted model, not a curated record. Bases 1 to 267 code for a protein of 88 amino acids. The transcript has a single exon.